CAUCGGGAAUUUCCUUAUAUUUCUAGUUUCAUUGUAGAUUGCAGAUUAGAAUUUCUACUAGACGUUUUAGAAUUGUUUCAUAUAGUUUUUUAAUCUUUAUUGCCGAUAAAUUGUUUCAAUCUUCAAUCAUUUUUAACUCUAAUUCUCUAAGAGAAUAUGAAUGCAAGUUUCAGAUUUGUUUUCCAAAUUUUUAAAAGUAAAAAUCAUAUGAAAUUGCGAAAUUAUUCGUUGCUUUCGAAAAUACUUCUCAUACAGUAGGAUAUUGAUUGCUGGCCGUUCCAGCUGACAAGUAUUGGGAUUGGUAAAUUAAUAAAAUUUUGUAGAUUCAAAAUUUUUAAUAAUUGUAAAAGUGGUUGCCGACUGUGUGGCCGAAAGUCCUACGGAGUGAAAAGUAUAGGUCAAAUAUCGUGCCGCGUAUUUCAGGUGGAGCAUCAGGCAAACGGACGCGUGAAUAGAGUGAGAUUGCAAGGAUGGUAAAGUGAGACAAGUUACAUUGGUCGUCAGUGAGACUUGUUUUCGCUUGUACUAAUGUCGCGCUCUCUUGUUCACUUGCCAUUUCCUCUCUUUGUCUAAAAUUAUGGGGGCAGCAUUGCUUAUCUGUGAAGCAUCAACCAAUAAGAGAAAAGUAGUGUCCGUACCUGUACCUUAAAUUUCUGGAUUCCGAUAUCACUCAGUUCAGUUCAGUAUUUCGAGGCAGUAUUAUAGAAGCACUCAGGCACGGUUUAUGCAAUUGUUUGUUUUGCCUUGUUUGACAAUAAAGGAUAUAUAAAAAAUGCCUCGCAUUAUGAUAAAAGGUGGUGUUUGGCGGAACACUGAGGAUGAAAUCCUGAAAGCCGCUGUGAUGAAAUAUGGGAAAAAUCAAUGGAGUCGAAUAGCAUCCCUCUUACACAGAAAAUCUGCCAAACAAUGUAAAGCACGAUGGUUUGAAUGGUUGGAUCCAAGCAUCAAGAAAACUGAAUGGAGCAGAGAAGAAGACGAGAAAUUGUUGCAUCUUGCCAAAUUGAUGCCUACACAAUGGAGAACCAUUGCACCAAUUAUUGGACGUACUGCAGCUCAAUGUUUAGAACGUUAUGAAUACUUACUUGAUCAAGCUCAGAAGAAAGAAGAAGGAGAUGAUGCAGCAGACGAUCCUCGCAAACUCAAACCAGGAGAAAUUGAUCCAAAUCCGGAAACAAAACCUGCUAGACCUGAUCCAAAAGAUAUGGAUGAAGAUGAACUGGAGAUGUUGUCUGAGGCACGUGCUAGGCUUGCAAAUACUCAGGGCAAGAAAGCAAAACGUAAAGCUAGGGAAAAGCAAUUGGAAGAAGCCCGCAGACUGGCUGCUCUACAAAAACGUAGAGAAUUGAGAGCUGCUGGUAUUACUGUCUCACAAAAGAAUAAACGGAAACGAGGGGUUAAUUACAACUCUGAAAUUCCAUUUGAGAAACGACCUGCAACUGGAUUCUAUGAUACGUCGAACGAGUAUGUAGAUCCACUCGCUAUUGACUUCUCUAGGAUGAGACAACAACAUUUAGAUGGGGAAUUAAGGCAAGAGAAGGAAGAAAUGGAACGAAGAAAAGAUAAGCAGAAGCUUAAACAACGCAAGGAGAACGAUAUUCCAAUGGGAAUGCUCAAUAAUGAAGAGCCAAUAAAAAAAAGGAGUAAAUUAGUGUUACCAGAGCCACAGAUAUCUGACCAAGAAUUACAACAAGUUGUUAAACUUGGGAGAGCAUCUGAAGUUGCCCGUGAGGUUGCAACUGAAAGUGGAAUCACAUUAUCAGAUAGUUUGCUUGCCGAUUAUUCUCUACCAACAAAUGCAGCUAUAACUCCUCGCACUCCAGCUGCUACUGAUAGAAUUCUCCAAGAAGCCCAGAACGUUAUGGCCCUUACUCACGUGGAUACACCAUUAAAGGGUGGUUUAAAUACUCCAUUAAAUAAUUCAGACUUUACCGGUGUUGUUCCUACUGCAAACGCCAUAGCUACACCAAAUACAAUUUUGGCUACACCUUUUCGUUCGCAACGUAGCGAUGGAACUCCAGCAAAUUCUUUCAACACGCCGACAUCUGUACGAACGCAAAACGGAGUUUUGGCAACUACGCCUGUUCGCGACAAGCUAAGCAUUAAUCCAGAUGAGAACAUUGAUGGAUCAGAGACUCCUCUGGUUCAGAAGCAAGUUAAAGAACAAUUACGUGCUGGCCUCAGCACUCUUCCAGCCCCACGAAAUGAUUACGAAAUAGUAGUCCCUGAAGGGGAAAAUAAAGAUGAAAAUGCAUCCACACCUGCGACCGAAAUCGUCGAAGAUCAAGCUGAUAUAGACGCCAGACAACAGCAAGAAUUAAUGGAGCAGAGAAAGAGGGAAUUAUCGCGUAGAUCACAAGUUAUACAACGAGAUUUGCCACGGCCUGUUGAUGUGAACAUGAAUAUUCUGAGGCCGUUUAUGGACACUUCGUUAACAGACUUGCAAAGGGCUGAGGAAUUAAUUAAAAGAGAAAUGAUUACAAUGAUGCAAUAUGACUCACUGCAAAAUCCAUUGCAACAAAAUCGUAAGGGUGGCUCGAGUUCUGUAGCUCAAGCUUAUUUAGAACAGCAUCCCUACAUUAGCUUUGAUGAAGAUGAGCUUACUGCGGCUAAAAAACUCCUAAUCGAAGAAAUGUCCGUUGUGAAAGAUGGUAUGGCACAUGGAGAGCUUAGUUUAGAUUCUUACACAACAGUGUGGGAGGAGUGCUUGUCCCAGAUUUUGUAUUUGGAAACUCAGAAACGUUAUACACGAGCAACUCUAGCUUCGAAGAAGGAUCGAGUGGAAGCGUGUGAAAGAAAAUUGGAAGAAAAUCGAAUGCACAUGACUGGAGAAGCCAAACGAGCUGCUAGAAUGGAAAAGAAAUUAAAAGUUCUCACUGGGGGAUACCAGACUAGAGCACAAGUAUUAACGAAACAGUUACACGAUUUAUGGGAGCAAAUAGAGCAGGCACAUUUAGAACUUUCGACGUUCAAAUUUUUACAAACCCAAGAAGAGGCUGCGGUACCAAGACGAGUAAAUGCACUUAUGGAAGAUGUUAAUAGACAAACAGAGCGAGAACGCGUUUUGCAAGCACGAUACGCGCAAUUACAAGAUCAGUUGCAAUAAUAUUGAAUAUUAAGACCAUGAUUACUGUAAUACUGUAAACGUAUUAUGAAAUAUAAGAACUUACUUUGUAUACUUAAAGAAAUGAUGUUUAGGGUAAUUUCACGCCAAAUUGUUUGUUUUGCGAUGAAGUGAAUGAACUGAUGAUUCACACUCCUGUGUUCUGCAUUCGAUUCCACUUGAAUAAAAUGUCUGACAUCGAUGGCAGAAGGUGAUUAAUUUGGCGUAGAAUGGCUCCAUUUACCAGAAAGUCACAGGAAGCAUUCUCUUAGGUAGUAAUUUUACGAUAAACAAUUCCUUUUACAUUUCAAGACUGAAUAAAUUUAAUGUGAAUAUAAUUUAUUGUAUGUAAAAAGUUAGAAACAUAAUAUAGUUGUUAAGUGAAAAAGUAUAAAAAAUAAA
Molecule: messenger RNA, 3502 nt
Organism: Megalopta genalis
Lineage: Eukaryota; Metazoa; Arthropoda; Insecta; Hymenoptera; Halictidae
Source: RefSeq, a predicted model, not a curated record